Messenger RNA from Cynara cardunculus var. scolymus (artichoke), 932 nucleotides. Its product is annotated as ras-related protein Rab7-like. The transcript has 7 exons. The record is from RefSeq and is a predicted model, not a curated record. The coding region runs from base 99 to 719 and encodes 206 amino acids. Gene Ontology annotation, cellular component: vacuolar membrane. Gene Ontology annotation, molecular function: GTPase activity; GTP binding. NCBI's taxonomy places the organism in Eukaryota, Viridiplantae, Streptophyta, Magnoliopsida, Asterales, Asteraceae.
ACGAUUGAAUUGGGGAAAGAAAUUGCUCCUUGGUGUAAAGUGGUACGAACCCUAGAUUCCUUUUGGAAGGAAAUCGGAGAAAUUGAAGUUCUGAAGUCAUGGCGUCCCGUCGUCGUAUGCUUCUCAAAGUCAUAAUCCUUGGCGACAGCGGGGUUGGAAAGACAUCUCUCAUGAAUCAAUAUGUUAAUAGGAAGUUCAGUAAUCAGUACAAAGCUACUAUUGGAGCUGAUUUCUUAACUAAAGAAGUACAAUUUGAGGAUAGACUUUUCACAUUGCAGAUAUGGGACACGGCUGGACAGGAAAGAUUUCAAAGCCUUGGCGUGGCAUUUUAUCGUGGUGCAGAUUGUUGUGUCCUUGUGCAUGACGUCAAUGUCAUGAAGUCAUUUGAUAGCCUUAACAAUUGGAGGGAGGAGUUUCUGAUUCAGGCUGGUCCUGCUGAUCCAGAAAACUUUCCGUUUGUUGUACUGGGGAACAAGAUAGAUGUUGAUGGGGGCAAUAGCCGAGUGGUGUCGGAGAAGAAAGCAAGAGCAUGGUGUGCUUCAAAAGGAAAUAUUCCUUACUUUGAAACCUCUGCGAAAGAAGGGUUGAAUGUUGAAGCUGCUUUCGAGUGCAUAGCCAAAAAUGCUCUAAAAAACGAACCCGAGGAAGAAAUCUACGUUCCGGAUACCAUUGAUGUGGCGAAUGCACGACAACAGAAAUCUUCGGGCUGUGAAUGUUAAAAGCUUGUUUCAGUUGGUUGAUGUUCAUUUCAAGGUAUAUCGAUGCAACUUCUAUUUAUAUUUCAAAGUGUUCAUUAAUUUCAUGAAUCAUACAUACAAUUAUUUGAUUAAUUUGGUUUAUGUGUAAUUUCUUAUGAAGUCCUUUUCAUAAUCUCCUUACGAUUCGAUACGUAGAUCUUCUAUGGGUGUUUAUAAAAUGACCUUCUCCAUGUC